Molecule: messenger RNA, 908 nt
Organism: Cotesia glomerata
Lineage: Eukaryota; Metazoa; Arthropoda; Insecta; Hymenoptera; Braconidae
Exons: 3
Coding region: 144-872 (242 amino acids)
Source: RefSeq, a predicted model, not a curated record
UCCUAAAAGAGGGGACCGGUGUUUUUUUUUUACAUCAUGUAGAUUUAAGUCCGGUAAAACCAAGCGUACUAGGUCAUCAUCUGCCAUAUAUAAAAUCUGGACGGUUUCUUCAUAUAACUCAGUUGAGAUUGGUGUCUUGAUCGAUGACAACGUCUAUCAUUUCGGAAACCAAAAUGUCUUCGUUUAUUACUUGUCUUUUUUUCUUCGUAUUCGUUGGAGUAGUGAGGACUCAAGGUUUUCAGUUUCCUUCUGACGACAGUUAUGAUUCAUAUCCAACUUGGGGAAAUAAUGACGGACGCACUUUGGCUGAGUCCACUGCAAAUGUAGAUCGUUACGGAAAUACCAAUGCUGAGGCAAAUGCAAAUAGUCAGAGUAAUAAUGGAUGGGCAGAUUCUUGGUCUAAUGCAAAUACCAACCCUCAUGGUGGAUCUGCGAAUGCUGGAUCAAGUUCAGGUACUCAUAAUCGAUGUGAUCAUUCAGGAUCUGAGGCUCGCGCUGAUACGUAUGUCGAUGAAUAUGGAAAUGCUCAUGCAAAAUCACAGAGCCAUGCUCAAAGUGGUUAUGGAGGUAGUAGCGCAGCUUCAGCUAGCGCAACAACAGGAAUAAAUAAAUCUGGACAACCGGUAAGUGCUGCUGCUACUGGAGCCGCUUCUGCUGGACCGGAUGGUCACAGCAGCGCUAUGUCAUUAGCUACAGCUAUUGGAGGAAACAAUCAUCCGAGUUACCAAGGAUAUCACAAUUAUCCGCGAAACUUUAUGCCUUAUCCGUGGCGUAAUAAUCAACCUUCUUUCUACUACAGAAGCGGAGUCGACGAUGCUGAUGAUGCUGAUGAUGACAGCAAAGCUCAACCUGAACCUAAACUAUAUCACUAGAUUGUAAGACUGAAAGUAAUCUUUUUGUAUUAAUUU